Molecule: messenger RNA, 1135 nt
Organism: Neltuma alba
Lineage: Eukaryota; Viridiplantae; Streptophyta; Magnoliopsida; Fabales; Fabaceae
Exons: 2
Coding region: 319-750 (143 amino acids)
Source: RefSeq, a predicted model, not a curated record
CUCUCUCUCUCCAUAAUAGCUUCUUUCAUUUUAGUAAGCAAAGCCCCACUCAAACUCUCUCUCUGCCCUUCCCUCCCCUGUUAGACAAAUCCAGACGCUUCUUCUGUCUCAACCAAUCUAACUCUUAAUUCCUAUUCUUCUUCUCUCUUUCCCCCCAUUUUUCUUGGAAAUUUCUUUUCUCUUCAUUAUCCUCCCCACCACCCCUCACCUUUUUCCCGUGACUCUUCAUUACUUUACCUCUCUCUCUCCCCCCUCCAUAUAUAUAUCUCUGCGGUCUUCCUUUUUUGGUCAACACGAGUCUUUCUGUUUCUCUCUCCCAUGGCUUCUUCUUCUAUUUCCCAAGGUCUUGUUCUGACCACCGCUAUGCUUGUCUCCAGCACCGUUCUUUAUCUUGGUUUCCUCAGACAGAAGACUUUCCCUCUUCCCUAUCUUCCCGGCAAUUCAAAUUCAAAUUCCCAACACCCAAACAAGAAAGCUCUCCGUUCUUGCUUAUACUCAGAGGAAAAGAAAAGGGAAAGCAGGAUGAAGAAGACGAAGACGAAGAGGGUGAAAUUCGCAGAUAAUGUGAAGGAAGAACCCGAAACCGAAACCAAGAAGAAGGAUCUCCGAGAAAAACAGGGGAAGCAAAGCAGAGCAUCGAGCAGUUGCAGAUACGAAAUCCCAGAGAUCCGACGAAUGCCAGAGAAUCGAAUCGCUUUGUACAACGGGAUUCUGAGAGAUCGAGUUCACAGGCUGGAAUACUCUUGCUGACGAUGAAGUCGUCGUCAUCAUCAUCGUCAUCUCAAGGCUUUCAGUUCUGGAUUCAUCGUCAAGAACUGAAGAUCGAGAUGCCAACAGGUACAGGAAACUCCAAGAGACGAACAAGACUUUGUCGUGUCCCUCUGUACGAAGCGUUUUCUUGCGUUUCGAUCGUUUAAUUUAGGAAUUAAUUAAUGAGUUGGUAGUAAUUUUCUGUUUGUGGAGAGGGAAGUUAUGAAAAAUCUGAGAGAAUUCGUGUGGCUGUAAAUAAAGAGAGAGAAUAGGGAGCUUGGGCCAACUCAAAGAGGUUUUCCUUUCAGCUGUCUUCAACCCUCAUGAUGGACAGAGUUCUGUAUCUCUUUCAAUUUGUGUUUGGAAUUACUUCUCUGUUCCUCCA